This is a messenger RNA of Staurois parvus, 2157 nucleotides long. NCBI's taxonomy places the organism in Eukaryota, Metazoa, Chordata, Amphibia, Anura, Ranidae. The record is from the annotation of a GenBank genome assembly.
AAAGUUCCUGUUAGCAGUGUUGAAUGUAGCCAGGUGAUCUCAGUGCAGCGACAGAGACUCAACUGUUGUGUCUUUCAGUUCUCGAAGGAGCGCUAUAUUAUGGAUGGAGGGACCCCUGAAAAGCUAAAGAAGGAACUGGAGGAGGAGCUGAAGCUGAGCAGUGAAGAUUUACGCAGUCAUGCUUGGUACCACGGAAGGAUUCCACGGCAGGUGUCUGAAAGCUUGGUGAGGAGAGAUGGAGAUUUUCUGAUCAGGGAUUCUUUGUCCAGUCCUGGAAACUUUGUGCUUACCUGUCAGUGGAAAAAUCUUUCACAGCAUUUCAAGAUAAAUAAGGUCGUCAUAAGACUCAAUGAAGCUUACAGUCGGAUUCAGUACCAGUUUGAACAUGAAAGCUUUGACAAUGUCCCUGCGUUGGUUAGGUACUAUGUAGGGAACCGCAAACCUGUGUCCCAGCAAAGCGGGGCCAUCAUUUUCCAGCCUAUUAACAGAACUGUUCCACUUAGGUGUAUAGAGGAGAAAUAUGGAACAUCUCCCAUUAGACGCUUGGAGCUGGGAGCUCCGGAUGGAAAAGCAGAAACUCCAAAAAGGCUGAGUUUAAACAUUGGCCAUGGACAGAUCCUGCUGCAGGAGCAAAACCUGAUACGGACCAGUCUGCUUAGAAAUAAAGAGAAGAGUGGCAGCCACCCAGCUUGUUUGGAGAGCAUGCGAGAAAAGAAACGGCCGCUAAAUUCUUACCAAUCUGAAAGCUACCUGCCACUAGGCUGCAGACAACCAUACUUGUCAGCUGGAAAUGAUGGAAAAUUAACACCCAGGCCAAAUGUGUUCAGGACAGGAAGUGAACCCACUCUAAGCCCAACAGAAAUUCGAAGGUUCAGCAAUGAAGCUCAUCCUCCUGAAGCUUUGAGGAGAUCAGACAGUCAACUGUGCCCUAAACCUCCUGCGAAGCCCAGCAAGGCACUCUGUAUGAAACAGCCACCGUCACCUACAGUCUGGCAAAACUCGGAGGCAAAUUACUGUGAACUUCAUCCUAAUCCUCCUGAUGAUUGUGGAUGGUCAAGGACACAUUCCUCCCACAACAGCUUUGUAGAAACCCCCAAAACUGGUGAGGAGGAUACCUUCUCUUUCAGUAACUCAGAGAUGAGCUUCCUGGGAUUCGAGGACUGUGUCUCUCAAUGUUCAACAGAACUGAUUGACAAGGGGGAUGAAGUAGAUUUUAUCAGGCCAGUGUAUGAGACUGAAUCUUCUUUAAAACCCAAUGAGUUUGAGUCACUUCUACUUACCCCAGAAAACAAACCUCUGGAAACAGCCCUGCUUAGACGGGCCAAAGAACUUUUCACCAACAAUGACCCGAGGACUAUUGCCCAACAUAUUCUCAGAAUGGACUGCAAGGUUGCUAGGAUACUUGACGUCUCACCAGAGAUGGAGAGGAUCAUGGGAGUGAGCUGUGGGCUAGAACUAAUAACUCUGCCGUAUGGACACCAACUGCGCCUAGACUUAAUUGAAAGGCACACCACAAUGGCUAUAGGAAUUGCAGUGGACAUUUUGGGAUGUACCGGCAGCUCUGAGGAAAGGGUUGCAACGCUCAACAAGAUUAUCCAAAUCGCUGUAGAACUAAAGGAAUUGGGGGAUUUCUUUGCAUUUUCUUCCAUCUUGAAAGCACUUGAGAUGCCUCAGAUUACAAGGCUGGAAACAACCUGGACCAUGUUAAGACAUCAGUACACACAGACUGCAAUCACUUAUGAGAAACAGCUUAAACCCUUUAACAAAAGUUUGUAUGAAGGUGCAGUAUUCACGAUGCAGGAGAAAUCCACUGUGCCACUUGUGAUGCCUCUCCUAAUGCUAUUGGAGCGUCAGUCUGCCAUAUAUGAAGGAAUGGACUGGUGGGAGAACCAUGACCGAGGAUGUGAAAUAAUGUUCAGUCACCUGGAAACUGGACGACUCAUUGCCCAAAAUGCAGCUUUGUAUCAGAGCAAUGCACAAAAGGCAUUAGAAGGUUUUAACCCAGAUAUAGAGAUGAGUGAGAUCUUCUGCACAGAGUUUCAAAUGAGGCUGCUCUGGGGCAGUAAAGGAGCCCAAGUUAGCCAGACUGAGAGAUACCAGAAGUUCAACCAGAUCUUAACAGCUUUGUCCAAAAAACUGGAACCUCCACCUUCCUAA